Aplysia californica (California sea hare) is the source of this 1818-nucleotide messenger RNA. Its product is annotated as polyribonucleotide nucleotidyltransferase. NCBI's taxonomy places the organism in Eukaryota, Metazoa, Mollusca, Gastropoda, Aplysiida, Aplysiidae. Gene Ontology annotation, molecular function: actin binding. The record is from RefSeq and is a predicted model, not a curated record. Bases 235 to 642 code for a protein of 135 amino acids. The transcript is spliced from 5 exons.
UUCUGAUCUUUUCAACCAGAAGAGUCUAUUAUAUUUUCCGAGCGAAGUGUGAAGACGAAGACGAAUUCAAGUUAGAUCUACCGUAAUUUUCUUUCGCUGUUGGCUGUUGGCAUAAUAUUAUAAACUGUUAUGAUUAAAUAUUCGUUUAAUUCUCUUCACUGUCUAUGUUAUAGGUGCGAGAAGGCUUUUUUUUAAGCCUUUGUCUGAAUCUCAUCUCAUGUCCUCUUUCAAAGUAUGACCUCAACCUGGGAAACAUUUGUGUCAGAUAACCUUCUAGACAGCAACUUGUUCAGUGGAGUUUGCUUGCUGUCCAAUCAAAGGGACGUGAUAUUUUCUCAUGGAAGUUUGACAAAGCUUUCUCAGGCGGAGAUUGACCAGUUCUUUCAGAGUUUUUCUUGUGGAGAGACAGAUCCCUGCUACAGGUCUUUUCACCUCUCAGCUGGAAAAGCUCAAGGAUCAGAAAGUUAUAAAAUUUACUACAGAACUCAUAUAAGCCUAUACGCCACAAGUGCUGGGAACCGUAGCGGUCUGACAGUCAGCAAACUUGAGCAGGGUAUAUUCCUCACUCUGUUCCACAAACCCGUCCUACCUCAGCGGGCUAUCAGCGUUGUAGAGAGAUUCACUGGAAUGCUCCGAUUUUGAUCAUGUUUAAAUGAGUGUGUAGACCUAUUCUGUCCCAAUUUCACAUCACUAGCAGAGUUCCAAGUUAUUGUUGCUGACAGAGAUUUAUUUAUAAACUCCUGGUUUCAAGUUAAGUUAUCAUCACAGACUGUGGUUUAUACUCUUGAGUUCAGAUUAUCGUUGCAGAAAGAGAUUAAUUUUAUACUUGCGAGUUCAAAUUACCGCUGCUGAACAACAGAGAGGAAAAGACAAUGGCUGAUCUAGCAGAGAUAGCAGCAGAGGUCGGCAUUGCUGUAGUUGAUGAUGUGCCCGGCGACGGUGGCGACGCCGAUACAAUCUCAGCUCAAGAUCCUGGUGGUUGUGGGGGCGGGGUUUCCUCCAGUACAGAUGAUGUUUCUGCCACAGUGGCUUGGAAUUCGAACCUCAUGCCUGAGGUCCAGGAACUUGAAAAUUUGUUCAGCAACAGGUACAAUCCCGAUUCCGAUCCCGGUUAUGUGCAGAAUGUAUCAAGCUCUGAGACCGCGUCUAAACCACCUGCGAUUAAAGAUUUUUUCUGUCGCAGGCCUCGCGAUGAUUCUCGUAAUUGGAACAGAAAUCGAGGUGGGCGUGGUCAUUAUAACCAUCACCAGGGAGGCGGGGACAGGAGAGGUAGAGGGGAGUACUAUCAAAACAACCAAAGCCAUUAUGGGGGUAGGGGUGGAGGUGGUGGGAACUACCCGAGGGACUAUGGUGAUUAUCAUCAGAGAAAUGAUGGCUACAGGCAACGGAACUAUCAAAGGGAUAGGUCACCUCACAGGUAGGCAGGAAGACGGCGAGAUACACAGAAUGAUAGUGUGAUGGGCAGGUAGGUGGGUUGAAUGAUGGUGUGAUGGGCAGAUAGAUGGGAAGAAAAGAAUGAUAGAUAGGAAGAAUGAUGGUGUGAUGGGCAGAUAGAUAGGAAGAAUGAUGGUGUGAUGGGCGGGUAGGUGGGAAGAAUGAUGGGCAGAUAGAUGUUGAAGUGGGCGAAAUUAUUUGAAGUAGGCCUAUAAUCUUUUUUCUUUACUUUUGCUGUUUGUUAUGGUGCUUUUUCAUGACAAUUUCUGCGUGUUGAAGAGGAAUGAAGUCAUUUCAUGAAUCCUGAUGUAGUGUGAAGACAUGUGCUGUUGAAUGUUGUUUCCUCAAUAAAAUGUGUUUACAUUAAAAUGUACACUUUUUUUU